CCCCAUUCAUAGCUUGAUGUUUGUCAUAAGAGAAGCCAACACCACAUACAUACACAAAGACAGACAUCAUAAAAAUCCCAGAACAAACGGCGAGGGGACCACUACACACACGGGUGGCACAGCAUCAAAGCCAUUCUCUCUUUCCCUUCUUCUCCUUUUCCCCUUUUCUUCUCAAAAAGCAAAGCUUCCAUUGAUUCCCGUUGUUGGAUAAUCAAUUUGAAGCAACCCCAUUUGCAUCUGAUCCUAGAAUCACAAGUUUAUUCACCCAUUUUUAGCUUCUAGGUAAUUGGUUCCAAAAGAUGACGAGGGUGUCUCGUGAUUUUGGUGAUACCAUGCAAAAUGAGGCAGUGCCUGCGGUGUCUUCUGAUGUGACAUUUGCUACUAGCAGGUUUCCUAGUUACAAGAUUGGAGCUAACAAUCAGAUAAUGGAGACUAAGGAUGAUCCCAAAGUGGUGUCUAUGAAGGAGGUUGUUGCUCGUGAGACUGCUCAGUUGCUGGAACAGCAGAACCGUCUCUCGGUUCGUGACCUCGCCAACAAAUUUGAGAAGGGUUUGGCUGCUGCUGCUAAGUUGUCUGAAGAGGCUAGACUUAGAGAAGCAGCAUCGUUGGAGAAACAUGUUCUUUUGAAGAAGCUUAGAGAUGCACUUGAAUCCUUAAGAGGGCGAGUGGCAGGAAGAAACCAGGAUGAUGUGGAGGAAGCUAUUGCUAUGGUUGAAGCUCUAGCAGUGCAAUUGACUCAAAGGGAAGGGGAACUAAUACAAGAGAAGUCAGAGGUGAAGAAGUUGGCAAAUUUUCUCAAGCAGGCUUCUGAAGAUGCUAAGAAACUUGUAGACGAGGAAAGAGCUUUUGCUCGUGCUGAAAUAGACAAUGCCAGAGCAGCAGUUCAAAGAGUGGAAGAGGCACUUAAGGAGCAUGAGAGAAUGUCUCAAGCUUCAGGGAAGCAGGACCUGGAACAAUUAAAGAAGGAGGUUCAAGAGGCUCGAAGAAUCAAAAUGCUGCAUCAACCAAGCAAGGUCAUGGAUAUGGAACAUGAGCUUCAGGCAUUGAGGGCUCAACUUGCAGAGAAAACUAGACAUUAUCUUCGACUUCAAAAGGAGCUAGCAAGGACGAAGAAAGGAGAGGAAAAUGUUCCUCAUUUUUAUGAACUUGAAGGAAAUGAAAUCUUAGGUUCUUACUUGCAAAUUCAACCUUGCUCUGAUAAUGCCCCUGAUCUUUCAAAAUGUUCAAUUCAGUGGUACCGUGUGUCAUCUGACGGUGCCAAAAAAGAACUUAUUUCAGGAGCUACCAAAUCAGUAUAUGCCCCUGAACCAUUUGACGUUGGACGCCUAUUACAAGUUGAUAUUAUUUCAGAAAGCCAGCACAUCAUGCUUUCAACCACAGGUCCAAUAGAUCCAGCUGCUGGUUUAGGAACUUAUGUAGAGGCACUUGUACGAAAACAUGACACUGAAUUCAAUGUAGUUGUGACUCAGAUGAACGGAUCAAAUCAUCCAGCAGAAUCUAUUCAUGUACUUCAUGUCGGAAAGAUGAGGGUGAAACUCUGUAAAGGAAAGACAACAAUUGCCAAAGAAUAUUAUUCAAGUUCAAUGCAGCUUUGUGGAGUUCGAGGAGGUGGAAAUGCUGCAGCCCAGGCUCUAUUUUGGCAGCCCAAGCCAGGACAUUCAUUUGUAUUAGCAUUUGAAUCUGAGCGAGAAAGGAAUGCAUCCAUCAUGCUUGCAAGAAGAUUUGCAUUUGACUGUAAUAUCAUGCUUGCUGGACCAGAUGACAGAGCUCCUUUAGGGACAUGAUGAGCCUUCUUAAAACCUAUUUAUGUCCCUUGUAAUUGUAAUUACCAGAGUUUUUAUACCUUGUAUUAUAAGUGUCCAACAGUAAAAUGUGCCUUGUUAUAUUGGUAAAUUAGUAAUGAUUCACACCUUGUGGUCUGAAUCAUUUAUAUAAUCUUCUUUCGACUACACCAAGGCAAUUUUUUGUUUGCCUGUGGCUGUGAGUGACAGUUGAGCUAAGUUUUAGAGCCUGCAUCAUUGAAAGGUAGCAGCCUUGUCCAGUGUUUGAGGUGCUAAUUUAUUGUAUUUGAUCGAGAGACAAAUGCUAUGAAAGUUUUCAUUGCAUUUGUCUAUGGAUACUGGCAUUGUGGAGAUGAAGUUUGUGAAUCUUCUUCACUAUGUAAUAUUCUAGUGCUAGGUUAGAUUUACUUGGAAAUAUCUUGAGGUUUCAAUGUGAGAAUAAUGUUCUUGAGGAUGUAACUAUUGUAUAUCUCUUGAAAGAUACUUUUUUAGACA
Molecule: messenger RNA, 2276 nt
Organism: Lotus japonicus
Lineage: Eukaryota; Viridiplantae; Streptophyta; Magnoliopsida; Fabales; Fabaceae
Product: stomatal closure-related actin-binding protein 1
Exons: 13
Coding region: 300-1784 (494 amino acids)
Biological process (GO): actin filament organization; regulation of stomatal movement
Molecular function (GO): actin binding
Source: RefSeq, a predicted model, not a curated record